This is a messenger RNA of Suillus discolor, 1276 nucleotides long. RefSeq lists its product as uncharacterized. NCBI's taxonomy places the organism in Eukaryota, Fungi, Basidiomycota, Agaricomycetes, Boletales, Suillaceae. The record is from RefSeq and is a predicted model, not a curated record. The transcript has 2 exons. Bases 154 to 1176 code for a protein of 340 amino acids.
UAGAAGGAACAAUAAGUAACUGUGGUAUGGGCCAUUGGCCACAAGUUGUAGUCCCACACAAUCAUCUCUUGCUCUGGAUGUAAUGCUACAAUUGAUGAGGAAGUAUUAAAGGCAGGACUCGUUCUAACCAGGUUAGCAUCUUGCACUCCCAUCAUGGAACCUGCUAUCCGUUUUACAAUUAGCGACCUUCCCAUUGAGAUUGCCCUCAUCGUCUUGACAUAUGCGGCCAAGCCGACAUUUUCCCAAGAAGAGAAAUAUGAUGAUAAAAAUCCCUAUUCCACUGCCGUCUCCCUAUGUCUCGUCUCUCGACUGGUGAGACGCACCAUCCUCCCCGAAUUCCUGCACACGAUCUUGCUUCGCCGACCCAACAGCUUGAACAUGUUUGCAAAUGCUCUGCGCAUGCAGAAAGCGUACGCUGAGAAAGAAAGCGAUCUCGUCUUUGACUAUAUCUCCGCUAUAAAGAGGAUGUGGAUCGAUGACUCGUCAUGUCGCCCAUCAGAUUCUCAGUUCGAUCCGGACAUGAACGUGCUAGUUCCGGUGUUACUUGCUACGCCAGCACUUGCGAUUGACUCCCACCUAUUAUUGUUUGUCAUGGAGAGCGUGCAAAAUGCAUAUACAGAUCGCAAUGUCAGCGGACACUCCCCCUUUCCUGGGAAACCCAAAAGUCUGACGUUAACGGGUCUCAAUGUCGACUGCAAGAUCUUCCACGACAUUUGGACAGGAUUUAUUUUCCUUACAUGCAUCACCCGUAUCGCUUGCCUCACCGAUUUGGAGGCGGAUUCAAGCAGUUUUUACGACAGGUCCAGCAGGGGCUUACAAUCUCCAGCACACCCGCUACGUAAUUGGAUAUGCGUCACUCCGUGGGAUUGCAUGAAGGACCUUGAAGCCUUUUCAAUAGUUUACCCGCAUCUGACGGCACCCUGCGAUAACGAUUCAUGUAUUGAUCGCACAAAGAGAGCAGAUGUGCAUGUGGAGCGACUUACAGUGUCUACUUCCCUGUACAGGCAGGACCCCUUCUCGUGGCAGACAGCGCUGCUUUCUGUGAUGGAUCCUAGUAGAAAGAAGAAGAGAAUAUUGGAUGGUCUUUCCUUCAAGGUUACGCGUGAUCAGAUGCACUUGACACAGGUUUUGUGCUCGUGGCAUAAAGCUUGGGCCUCCGGGUUAAUCGACGGAUGAGGGGUUUCCGUCUUGCUGUACUCUUACUAUAGAUUUCUCAUACUAAAUGCACAGGAUGCAGACUGUAUGAUCCAUGAUGCAUGAGACAUCAGCCGCAGCA